CAUUUCCCAAUCCAAUACAUGCACCUAACAACAAAGAAUUCAAAUAUACUUUAUCCCCAUCAUCUCCAAACCCAUCUAUCUAUAAUCCCACAUAAAACUCAAACCCAACACUUCACUUUACAUUUGCAUACUUCCCAAUUCUUCAUCACUCACCAUAACUAAUAAACAUGUCAAUUCUUACAAAAACCAUUCACCAAACAAAACCGCCACAACUAUUGAUUCUUCUCAUCAAUUUGAUCCUUUUGCUUUGUGUCACUUCUCCAAUACUAAAAGUCAAAGCUUUGGAAUCAAGAAACCUUGAUGAGACCUCAAAUGGUCAACAAAAAUGCACACCAUGUGAAAAUCCGUCGCCGCCGUCGCUGCCGCCGCCGAUAGUAUAUCCAUCCCCUCCACCACCGCCGCCAGUAUACCCUCCGCCGCCGCCGCCUGCGCCAAAGAAACCACCUUCCCAGAAUUGUCCUCCACCACCAUAUUCACCAUCAACACCUUCCUCACCAUCAUCACCAUAUGUAUACAUGACCGGUCCACCCGGGAACUUGUACCCGGUUGAUGAGAAUUUCAAUGGAGCUUAUACCCAUGAUUUCAAUCUUUUCUUACAAUUAUUGUGUGGCUUCUUGAUCUUCUGCGCUUUUGGGUACAAUAAUUCGAGUUGAGUCGAGUCAAGUCAAAUUAUCAAAAAGUCAACUUUUUGAUAAAAGAAUUUGACCAAUCGAUCUGGUUAAUCCGACGGUAAUUAUAUUAAGGUAGGUAACUUUUAAAUUAAAUUUCUCAAUGUAUUUUAAUUUAUAGAUAAAAUUUUUCUUUGUAUUAUGGUGGUUGUUAAUAAGGACAAGAUUUUACCAAAAUUGCUAUAGAUAGAGAAAUAAAUUAGUGGUUACACAUGUUGUCUUGAUCUUCAAUUCCUUUAAUAAAAUUGUUUGUGAUCCCAAACUGAAUUUGUUCAACAACAAUAAUAUAGAAAUCUUGUAAUAGUAAAUUUGCAAUUUGCAAGUAGUGUUCUUAAUUUCUAUGCUUUCUCAUAUUAUUAUGUAAGAAUUCCAAAGAAGAAAGUGAUGAAUUUCUGGA
This is a messenger RNA of Arachis duranensis, 1065 nucleotides long. RefSeq names its product leucine-rich repeat extensin-like protein 6. The transcript has a single exon. The record is from RefSeq and is a predicted model, not a curated record. The coding region runs from base 168 to 653 and encodes 161 amino acids. NCBI's taxonomy places the organism in Eukaryota, Viridiplantae, Streptophyta, Magnoliopsida, Fabales, Fabaceae.